AUGCUCUCGCGGGGCCUCGUGCUGCGGUCGAUGCCGAGGCUGUCGCUGCCGCCCUCCAUGCAGCGGUGGUUUCUUUGGUACCCGCGCCGCGGCGGCGAGUUUCUUGGCGACAUGCUUGCCGGCCACAACCUCUUCAUUGCCGACAUUCCUCGCAAGUUUGACGCCCAGCACGCGCGCCACUUCUCCUUCGUUGAGUCGCUCUGCAUCACGCCACUUUUUACACUGACGAUGGUUCACUACUUCUCUAGCUUUUUCCUCUACCCCACGCGGCGGCAGAUGUUUCCGGUGCUCAUGACUGAGCUUGCCCGCGAGACCGAGGCGCAACUGCAGUGGAUGGACGUCAUGGCCAAGAAGUCGCCCACGGACGUGAUUGCGUGGCGGGCCCUGAUGGCAUUGACGCAAGUUGUGCUUUUCCCCGCCUGGCUGCUGCUUUCUGCUUUUGCCCCGCAGCUGGUGCACGCCAUGCUGGAGCGUAAGAACCAAAUCCUGCACCAGAAGCUUGCAUGCAUCAGCAAAGACGCCCCACCGUUUGUGCAGCAGCAAAUGACCGAGGCCCGUGAGGCGGAGGCAUUCCACAGCCAACAGCUACGCAUCCCUACGGACUACUGUGCGGCGCUUCUUAUCACCCUGUUGGUGCUGUACCUGACGUCGUAG
Trypanosoma conorhini is the source of this 654-nucleotide messenger RNA. RefSeq lists its product as uncharacterized. NCBI's taxonomy places the organism in Eukaryota, Euglenozoa, Kinetoplastea, Trypanosomatida, Trypanosomatidae. The transcript has a single exon. The record is from RefSeq and is a predicted model, not a curated record. Bases 1 to 654 code for a protein of 217 amino acids.